ACUCAUUUCUCUAUCCAAUUCAAUUGCAAACUAUCUUAUCACAAACAUUUCGCAAAAUCAAAUUCUAAAGAGAGAAAUUAAAAUUGAAAAUAGUUCAAAAAUGUCACAAGAAUACACUUAUUGGGUACCUUUAAAAGCCCUUCUUCAUGGUAUACUCGCUAUUGUGUUCAGUUUUACUGCUUACACCAAACGAGUCAAGAGUUAUGAAGUGACCAGCUUUAAUGGGUAUUGCGCGUAUCCAAGCAGUUCAGCUUUGUAUUAUGGUAUAGUUGCUGCACUUGUUCUUCUGUUUGAGCAACUUACUAUUACUUUCGGCAUCAGAUGCUUUUGCUGUCGACGUCGUGGAGUUCAUUUUAACAGAAAAUUUGCUGCUAUUUUGGCAAUGAUAUUCUUCAUUCUUUCCUGGUGCGCAUUUGUUAUAUCAUUUAUCGGAUUGAUAUACACCGCGGUAGUCAACAGCCACAAAUUUCUAGUAAAACAUCACUCUCUAAACAAUGGAGGCAGUUGCUUUAUUGGCCAAGAGAAUUUGUUCCUAGGGGCAGCAAUUUGGUGCAUAAUUACCACAGUUUUAGGCCUAAUCACUUACGGUUUUUGGGCGUGUAGUACUCAUACAAAAAACACAACUAGUGAGCAAGCUAAUUAUGCACAAAGUGGUGUUGCAAUGGGACAACCUCAUGCACAAUUACCAAAAGAACAAUGUUGAUUAUAUCAAUGUUAGAUAAAAUUAUUUGGUUGUUAUGUUGUUGGUUGUAUAAACCAAAAAUUGAUGGAAUUGCAAGAAAAAAAUAAAAUAAAGUGUGCAAUUCCUAUGAUUAGAAGGGUUUUUUUUAGAGUUUUUAUGUAAUUUUGAAAAUUCUUUUAUUUUAUUUUGUUUAAUUACAUGCACGUGUGUAUUGAUAUUUAUUUGAAUUCAAGAAGUUUAUUGAAACGAAUGAA
Chenopodium quinoa (quinoa) is the source of this 936-nucleotide messenger RNA. RefSeq lists its product as uncharacterized. The transcript is spliced from 3 exons. Bases 101 to 703 code for a protein of 200 amino acids. NCBI's taxonomy places the organism in Eukaryota, Viridiplantae, Streptophyta, Magnoliopsida, Caryophyllales, Amaranthaceae. The record is from RefSeq and is a predicted model, not a curated record.